GGUGUCUCUACGGUGAACGUGCACAUGUGCUAAUGGGGUUAUCGUCUUUUUUAAACCAAAAAUGCCGAGGCAACGCGUAAAAACAUCUGUAAGAGGUCAGAGUGACAUAUCACAGUACAUGGAAGCGUAUGACGAAUUGAAAACGGGCAUGUCACUUCGGAGAGCAGCCGAAAAAUACAACAUAAAUUAUGUGUCCCUCCUUCGAUAUAAAAGAAAACGCGAGGCUAACAAAGAUGAAAGCAAUAAGUCAACAUCAAUGGGCUACAAUGCACAUAACAGGGUUUUCACAGAUUCUCAGGAGAAAAGCCUUACCACAUAUCUGAUACUAUGUACCGAUGUUCGUUUAGGCCUUUCUCCGAAAGAAGCGAGGAAAUUUAGUUAUGAAUGGGCUGUUAAAAACAAAUUGAAAAGACCGAGUACCUGGGAUUCAAAUGGGAUAGCAGGGGAGGAUUGGUUAAGAGGAUUCUUGGGUAGAAAUCCAGAACUCUCGAUAAGAACUGCUGAAGAAACUAGCGUGUCCUGGGAAAAAAGCUUCAAUAUGGAUCCAAGGUUGGAGAAUAUGAAAGUGGAAAUUGAAGAUACUGAGCUCCUGGAACCGCAUACAGAGUUUGUGCAAGCAUCAUAUCAGUCAUCGAUAAGGAUGGAAGAUGUUGACACUAGCAGUUCGGAUUUUCCGCGAAAUGAUAAUUGUGAACUAUUCGGCAAAUAUAUUGCAGAGGAACUGCGUGCUUUACCUUAUCUUAAACGUUUAGUUUUGCAGGAAAAAAUUAUAAAUUGUUUUAAGAAAUUGAUAUGAAUUUAUAAUUGUUAACUAAUUUUUUAAUGUUAUACUAAGCAAAUAAAUUAUUUUGAA
Messenger RNA from Harmonia axyridis, 853 nucleotides. RefSeq lists its product as uncharacterized. The record is from RefSeq and is a predicted model, not a curated record. Gene Ontology annotation, molecular function: DNA binding. NCBI's taxonomy places the organism in Eukaryota, Metazoa, Arthropoda, Insecta, Coleoptera, Coccinellidae. Bases 62 to 796 code for a protein of 244 amino acids. The transcript has 3 exons.